AUGGAACGGACGGCGAGAGGGUGUGAUGAUGAUGAUGUCUGUGUGUUCCAGGAGAUGCUGUACGGGAUCUCGACGGGGUUCGGGUCGCCGCAGGUGCCGGUGGCGGAGAUCCUGGCGCGCGCAGUGCCCACCCUGCACUCGCCGCAGAAGCCCAAGAGCAGCAACUUCCUGCAGGUGCCCGACAUCGAGUCGCCCAGGCCCAAAAGCGUGCCCUCGUCGCCCAUGGUGAAGCGCGCCUUCUCCCGCCUGGGCAACCUCACCGCCGGCUGGGGCCGCUCCAUCCGCAAGCAGCAUUCCCAGCUUUCCGCCGACGACAAGAAGAAGUGGUCUUCGUCGCAGGACUGCUCCAACAAGGAGGGCAAGGACAAGGAGAAGAAGGAGGCGCAGAUCCCGCAGCUGGCCGUACCGCGGCUGAGCGUCUGUGCCGAUGCCCAGAAGGUGGACCGCGCCAAGCUCGCACAGACCGAGUUCCCCAUCAUCGAGUUCGACCCGGAGACGUUCCGCAUCCUGCUGGACUACCUGCACACCGGCUCGUGCCCGCUCACCUGCUCCAACAUCCCGGGCCUCAUCUGCGCCGCGGAGCACUACGACCUGCCCGAGCUGCUGCAGGCCUGCUUCCACCACGCCAAGCAGUUCCUGCGCAUCGAUGUGGUUUGCGUGAUGCUGUGUGCCCUGGAGAACUACUACUGGCGGUACACGUCUGCGUCGGAGCUGGUCAACAUGAUACUUGCCUUCGUGGAGACCAGAGCGCACCAGCUGUUCCAAGUGCAAGACUUCAUGAUGCUGUCCGAGUCGAUGGUGCAGAUGAUCAUGUGCCGCAACCUGGAGAUCCCCGAGGUGCGCAAGUUCGAGGCGAUGCUGGGCUGGGCACGCAACAAGAUCCGCACCAAGACCUCCUCCAAGAUGGAUGCCAAGCUCGAGUUCAAGUGCAUCAUGGAGCGACUUGCUAGGGACCUCAAGCUGUAUCGCAUCUCUCCGCAGGAGCUCAUCAAGAUCGUUCUGCCCAGCAAGGCGAUCAAGAAUGAGCGCAUCCUGGAGACACUGAUGUUCCAGGCGAACUCUGGAAUGUACCGUAUCCAGGACUCUUACCUGGAAGCGUGCCAGCAGCGGCUGCUGCAGAAGCAGGACUCGCGAUUCAGCGAGUGGGAGUCAUUCGACUACGGGCUCUAA
Molecule: messenger RNA, 1170 nt
Organism: Schistocerca gregaria
Lineage: Eukaryota; Metazoa; Arthropoda; Insecta; Orthoptera; Acrididae
Exons: 8
Coding region: 1-1170 (389 amino acids)
Biological process (GO): activation of GTPase activity
Cellular component (GO): cytoplasm
Molecular function (GO): GTPase activator activity; protein binding
Source: RefSeq, a predicted model, not a curated record